Molecule: messenger RNA, 2247 nt
Organism: Tachyglossus aculeatus (Australian echidna)
Lineage: Eukaryota; Metazoa; Chordata; Mammalia; Monotremata; Tachyglossidae
Product: basic proline-rich protein-like
Exons: 11
Coding region: 1-2247 (748 amino acids)
Source: RefSeq, a predicted model, not a curated record
AUGCCGAGACGCUGCUUCUCCCUCGGCGGCUGCGGCCCGGGACUCAGGAGGAGGACCCAGGUUCUAAUCCCGGCUCCCCCGCGUGCCUGCCGGGUGAACUCGGGCCAGCCAUUUCGCUUCCGCAGGCCGCGCCCUCGCCCGCCGAGACUGGCACUCACCGGGGCCCGGGGCUGGCGGUGGAUGCGGCCCUGGGGUCAGGGGGUGUCCAGGGUGGGCCUGGGGGGCUUCCGGGGGGCGGUGGCGGAGGUGACCAUGGCCGUGACGGUGGUGAUGGAGUCGGUGUGGGCCCGGCGGCUCCCGGGCCCGGGGCCGGCGGGCGGGAAGGGCACGGAGGGCAGGUGGCGGAAGACAGAUCCGGCCGCGGCCUCGCUUCCCUCGUUUUCCGGCCUAGUCCGGCGGGAGACCGGGAGCCCGCCGUUGGGCCACGCCCCCAUCCGUCCCUACGCAUGCUCAGGACCCCGCCCUACGCUUCUGCGCAUGCGCCGGCUACCCCUCCUCCCCUCCCACCGGCCGUCAAGACGCAUGCUCCGGACCCCGCCUCUCUCCCCUCCCCAUGACGUCACAGACUCGCUCCCGCCUCUGCGCAUGCUCCGGACCCAGCCUCUCUCCCCUCCCCAUAACGUCACACGCUCGGUCCCGCCUCCGCCUCUGCGCAUGCUCAGUACCCCGCAUUCCUCCCCUCUCACCCUCCCUGCCUCACGCCCGACGCCUGUACGCAUGCUCAGCCCCGCGACCCCUGGCGGGUGUCAGUGGGACCUACAUCCCCUUCUACGCAUGCUCCAAAAGCCGCGCCCCCCCCACCUCCCGUCGCUUGUGCGCAUGCGCUAUCCCUCUGCGCUCACCCCCUUCCCGACGUGCGGCAGUGGGCCCCGCCCCCGCUUCUACGCAUGCUCCGGCCACCGCCCCCUCCCGGCCCAUCGCUUGUGCGCAUGCGCUCCCCCUCGCUACCCCCUCUCCUCUGACGUACGGGCCAAGUGUGGGCCCGGCCCUCGCUUCUACGCAUGCUCCGGCCACCGCCCCCUCCGCGCCCUUCGCUUGUGCGCAUGCGCUGUCCCUCACGGCGCCCCCCCCCCCCCUCCUCCCGACGUGCGGCUCAAGAAGUGGGACCCGCCCUUGCCUUUACGCAUGAUCCGUUCGCCGCGCCCCUCCUCCCGUCGCUUGUGCGCAUGCGCCAUCCUUCGCGCCCCGCUCUCCCCUGACGUGUGGGCCAAGAGCGGUCCCGGCCCUCGCUUCUACGCAUGCUUCGGCCACCGCCCUCCCCCCCCCCGCCCGUCGCUUCUUCUACGCAUGCUCCGACCGCCGCCCCCUCCCGGCCCGUCGCUUUUGCGCAUGCGCCGUCCCUCACGGCCCCCCCCCGACGUGGGGCUCAAGAGUGGGCCCGGCCCCCGCUUCUACGCAUGCUCCGGCCACCAGCGGGGGGGCCCCCCACCCCUCCCGUCGCCUGCGCGCAUGCGCGCUCUCCCCUCACGGGCGGUCCAAGAGUGGACCUGCCGCCCGUCGCUUAUGCGCAUGCGGCAUCCCUGGCGCCCCCUCCUGACGUGCGGCAGAGUGGGCCCCGUCCCCGCUUCCGCGCAUGCUCCGUUCGCCGCGCCCCUCCCCGGCCCGUCGCUUGUGCGCAUGCGCUGUCCCUCCCCGACGGUGGAUCGGACCGGACCGAACCGGAUCGGACCGGAUCGAACCGGGCCGGACCGGGAAGAUGAACGGCUGACCCCAGACAGGCUUCUGCGGCCUAGUCCGGCCCGAACCGGUCCGAACCGGUCCGAUCCGGUCCUGCCCCUCAGGGACAAGCCGGGACGGACGGAGGAAGAACCCGAGCAGGGACAUUCCUCCAGAUGCCCCCGGGGCCACGUCACCGCGGUGCCCACCUACUCACCCACCGGCCCGGCCCGACCGGCCGGGCACAUUCCGGUCGCUCCGACGGGCUCCGUAGUGACCUCAUUCCGGGGCGGUCGGAUGUUUCCGGCUGCGGCCACCGGCCUGAUUGUUGGGGAGGGGGCGGGCAGGCCUCCGUCCCGCCCUGCGCCGGCCACGGGGUCUCUGCCCUCUGUGCCCGCUGCCCAUCGCCCCCCGACCCACUCCCGGGUGCCCUCCGAGCGAGGCCUUGCGGGAAGACGGCACAUCCUGCAGCCCGGGCAGCUCCACCCGUCUGGAGACGAGACGCCAACCCAGCCUCCCCGCGCGGGCACUGGGGUCCGGGACCCCUCCUCCACGGUGGCCCCGGGCGGGGCUGGGACCCCCGCGCCCUGA